CAAGUCGGUCUUUAACCCAAUUGAUGUGGUUGUGAAGAAAUGCUGUUUGCAUUUCCAAAAUGACAAUUAUGCAAUCUAAGAUAAUUCCGAAGUGUCAUUUAUUGACAAACACUUACUUCUAUUUGUUAAAGAGGCUUUGUUGAAGGACAGCUCAAAGAACUUAGUAUACGGCUUCGAUGAUGCCAAAGAAGAACAAGGCUAUAUGCUUAACUUGAAGUUAGGCUACAAGCACAAGAGGAAGCCUAGAUACGCUUUCUUUGUGGAAGCAAAAGGACCUAAUAAAACAAGCAUAUAUCAAGCAGAUGAUGAUUAUGUGAGAUUGAUGAAGCAAAUGAAAACAAGCAUUGGUAUACAGGUCGAUAUGGGCUUUCAAAAUCCUAAAUCUCUUGGAUUGCUAGUUGAAAGCUGGCGAUGUAAGUUGUACAGUAUGAAAUUAGUUGAAGAAGCUAUUUACUUACCAGCGAUGAUAAAGAGGUUUUGGCUUGUUGAAAAAAUUGAACAAGUCAUAAGCAUCCUUUCCACUGUUGAAGGUGUGAUGUUAAAAGAGAGCUUAAAGAAUUCAAGGACAUAUUAAAGAGUGGAAGCGGAAGCGAUGCACUUGUAAAAUUUAGAAAACAACCCUUUUAUACCAAGUUUAAAAAAGAAGACAGUUAAAUAACUGAAUUGUAAAUAUCAAUAAAAAACCCUAUUUUCAAACGCAAAUCACUGUA
Rhizopus microsporus ATCC 52813 is the source of this 710-nucleotide messenger RNA. RefSeq lists its product as uncharacterized. NCBI's taxonomy places the organism in Eukaryota, Fungi, Mucoromycota, Mucoromycetes, Mucorales, Rhizopodaceae. Bases 203 to 574 code for a protein of 123 amino acids. The record is from RefSeq and is a predicted model, not a curated record. The transcript is spliced from 4 exons.